AUGAACAUCAUCCGAGGCAUCAACACACAGGCCCUGCCCUCGGACAAGAUCCCGGCGCAGGUCGAUGCGGAUGUCUCCCAGGCUCUUCAGCACUUCGAAAACGAGAUGAAGGCUCUUCGAGUGGUGGUUCAAUCCAAAGACGUCCUUGUCGAUCCAGACAAUGCGUGGACAUCGGCUUCGCGCAUCAGGGCACCCUACAAUGCCGCCAUACGACUCUGCCUACUCAGCGGAAAGCACGAUCGUGCCUUCAAACUGUUCAAUCAGAUGAAGAAGGACGGCAUCUUUCCCAGCGCUGCCACUUAUACGGUCGUCAUCAACGGUCUCACCCGAUCACUUUCUGCGCACGCCAAUGCCUCUCCCUCGGACAGCCAGCGAAGCCAGCUCGCUGAGCGCAAAGAGUGCCAGCGCAUCCGCGAGACCUACCUAGAACUCGAGAAGCUGUGGAAGCAGAGCUAUCCUCAGUACUUUCAGACCAGAGGAGCGCUGAGACCUGCCGAGGCCCAGAUUCUGGAAAAGGACGACUUCCACGAGAUGACGGACCAAGCUCGUCGCAACCUCGUCUCGCAACAAGCCAGUGUGCGGGAAGUCCGCGACCAUCCUACCAUUCUCACAAACGCAAUCGGCACCUAUGCCUCCUUCCUGCGCCUCAUCGACGCCAGGGACGAGCUCAACAAGCUCUUCGACAUGCUGUUCCCGCCGGCGGUCAUCGACGAUCUGGCUAAAGGCCUUUCGCCGACGGCUUCGAGAGAGGAAAAGGUUGCGUUAUCCUUCGGCAAGCUAUCAGAAAAGCUGCCACUCGGCGAUCGGACCACCUUUUCUGCUUUCUUGACGGUCAUCAGAGAUGCACAAGAUCCAGACCGCUUUGCUACCGUCGAGCGAAUUUGGACUCGCUUCCAAAAGAUGAUGGAUUUGGAACGAUACGAGCGGCUGUCGGGCUCGGGCGAUGCGCCGGCGAAACGGCAAGCGGACACCCCGUCGCGCGAGCGUCGUUUUGUGCCGGACGACGUGCUUAUGACCGACAUCUUCAAUCGACUGCUGCCUCCCGCGGGCGCCGAUGCAUCUGCUGGGCUAAAGCUUGGCAUGAAAAUCCUGUCAAAUGGCUACGGCCUCGACCUAGAGACGGCAACCGACGGCAUCAUACGGAACCCUCAGUUCCCCGCCCUAAUCGAGGCGCUUCCAGUCGAGCACUACCAUCGCGGGGGCCAUGGUCGUCCUCUUGCCGAGCUGCGCAGCUCUACUGUUGCUUCCGCCGUCUUUCGUCUCUUUGCUCACGAUGUGGAUGGCUACGAGAAGUGUGUUGCGCUGUUCAAUUACCUUUGGGCGCGCUCACAUAGCGAGAAGCAUGCUGCCGGCUCGGACCGGAAGGACGUCGGAGGCAUGCUCUCGGACAACACCGGCUUUGGCAGCACGCUGCGUCCAUCGAAUGCCAUGAACGUCCUCUGGCAUCUUUCGCAGAAGGGAGAUCCCGUCGGUGCACGCGUGCUCCUAGCGGCGAUGAGAAGGGCUGCCGGUUCCGCAUCGAGCAACUCUGGCGGGAUGCAAGACGCGAAGGACCGACGCGAUCGUCACUCCAGACCAAACCUUCGCCAGGCCAGCCACGACUCGGCGGCGCUCGAUUGGACACCAUCGUACGCCUGCUACGACCGUGCGAUGCACGCCAUUCUCACAGCAGCGCUCAAGAAGCCGGUUGGUCUCACCGCUGUCGUGGUCGAAGCCGCCAAGCGGGAUGGCGACGACGGUACUUACGACGCUUGGGCUGAGGCGACGUCACUGUUGGGUCAAUGGAGGGACUAUGUCGACACGAGCAGCAGCGGCAGUGCCAGUCAGAGGGCGCCUCGUUGGGAUGCAGAAGAGGCUGAUCAAGCCAAGUCUCGAAACAAGGGCUUCUACGCCAAUCGCGACGCUCUACCAGACGGAAUGGCGCGUAUCCAGUCGGACACGAUCGUCUCUUUGUUCCUGCACAUUGCUCGCGUCUGUGCCAAGCAAAAGCGCGAAGAGGGUCCCGAGAUCGCCAGACAAGCGCUGCGACUGCUGGAGCAGCGCAUCGGGCUCAGCCAGCUCGUCAAAGACGCCAACCAGCUGCCAGAUGUUGCCAGACGUGGCACGCGGAAAACGGCUGCCAAGUCGCACACGCUGCCUCAGCUCAACGGGGUCCUUAACCUCGCCCUGGACACGUCGCAGCAGUCGUUCGCGCCGAAAGAGGACGUCGAGCUGUGGAAACGCAUCAAGAAGCUGAUUCCCGCGUCGAAUGAUGCGGACGAAGCCGAGUGGAGCUCGUCUGUCCGGGAGAAAAGGCCGAUGUCCCGCGGCACAAAUCGCCUGCUGCUUUCCAGGGACGAUCAUCUGGAAUUAGAGGCGGAGGCGGAGAAGGAGGAGGAGGAGGAGGACGAGCCGCAAGACGAGGAAGUCAAGGCUCGCGAAUCGCAGAGGAUGCAACGCCUGUCGCGCCACGUGGAACAGGAGCUCGACCGCUGGGUGCGUUCUCGCCCUUCUGCAUGA
Messenger RNA from Kalmanozyma brasiliensis GHG001, 2499 nucleotides. RefSeq names its product Pentatricopeptide repeat. NCBI's taxonomy places the organism in Eukaryota, Fungi, Basidiomycota, Ustilaginomycetes, Ustilaginales. Bases 1 to 2499 code for a protein of 832 amino acids. Gene Ontology annotation, molecular function: protein binding. The transcript has a single exon. The record is from RefSeq and is a predicted model, not a curated record.